UAAGUUUUGCUCCAUUCCUUUUAAAGUUUUUUUUUAAUGUUCUUUAUAACAUUUUUGACAGUAUUUCCUUCAAUCAUUGUGACUGCUCUUUUCCACUUCAGAGAAAAAUAUCUAAUGUCUUUUACUGUUUGUUCUGUUUUUAUUCUUUUUUAGUUAUUUUUUACAAGAGUAAAUCUUUCUAUUGGUCGGCAUUGUGAUACAUUUGAUUCAUGUCUCUACAUACAAAAUCGAUUUCAUUCUGUUCCAGCCAGCUUAUGGAUUUUGCAUAUUGUGUUGUUGCCAAAUCUGGCCAAAACAAAGUAUGGCCACCAUGAUUACUGAAAAAGAAAGAUUUAUUUUUUUAAACAUUCUUUAAUAUAAAUUUCAGCACUAAUAUUUUCUUUUGUCACAAACGACAAACUUUUCAAUCCACACUGGCAAAUUGCUAGUCAUACCAGAUAUUUUAAGGCAAACUUUCCAACACUGAUUAAUGUUUGAGAUUCUGGAAGAAGUUUUUCUUCAAACAUUGUUUAACCUGGAAGUGUUGAGAAGUCAGCCUUCAUGUAUAUUUUGUAUUCUGAAACCAAAUAAGAAUUUUUCUUGCAAAUUACAGAAUACAAUUUUUGAGCUUCAGUUUUAUUAUCUUUUCUUUUUCUGCCACUUUAGGAAUAUUUUUGUUUUUUAUAUGAACUCAUACUUGCACACUGCUUGCCUUUUGAACCAUUGAUUAAUUUCUCAUUGUUUUUGCAAUAUCUUUCACUAACAUAUGGUAAUUUUUGGAAAUGACUUUGAUUAUCUUCUGGUUGAGUUGCGAGUUGCAAGAACCAUAUUUUCCACUGGGACCUAGCUUUUAAGAAAUGGACAAUGUCUUAUGAUACAAAUUUACCACUCCAUCUACCAUACUUCGGAGAAAUCUGUAGCUCAAUUGUUAUGAAAUGACUUAUUUUGUCUGGAUUUUCCAUCCAUUUGUCAACAAUUGCUUUUGAUGGUCUAUUUCAUUCAUUGUUUAAAGCACUAUUACAGUUACUUUAAUAAAAUUGAUAAUGGAAUUCUUAUUCUAAUUAUUUGAACUUGUUGCUAUGUCGACAAACAGAAUUAUAAAUAAUAAACAAAGAAGUUAAUAUCUUUUGAAUUUUAAGAUCUGUGAUAGAAAUCCAUAAUUCAUUUGUAAUCAAACAUAUUAUCAACUGUAUUCUUCUGUCAUAUACAAAAUAAAUUAUGGAGUGACAUUUAAUGUGACAACAACAUUCUUUAAUAGAUAAAAGAAAUAUGAAAUCAUAAAAUAUUAAAAUUAUCAUAUUUAAUGGAAAUAUGUUUAAAUACUCCCCUUUUUUUCUUGGAUAACUUUUAUGAAAGAUGAUUUAGAUCCUCUGAAUGAAUAAUAUUUCCUAUCACUAGAUAAAAUGCCUUGAUAUGAGUCACUUUGAAAUGAAUAUCAAUGUUUUUUUCUUAAGUCUGUUUCUUUGAAAUGGAAUAUGAUAUAUUUAUAAAGUUAAUGUAGAGAACUGCUGUUAUUCAUUGUUCAAAAUAUUAGGUGGGAAAAAAAUAUUAGCAAAUGAAAUGGCUGAUUUUUACUUCUUACUUUCAACAUUUAUUUAUUUUAUUUAAAACUUACAUAUUUGAUCAAAAUUGUUUCUGCCAACAUUAAUACACUUUUCCCAAUACAAUAGAAGUGCAUUAGUGCCAGUUUAAUAGAAAUGAGAAUGAGAAGCCAAAAAGCCAUUAAAAGUACUUUUUAUUGCAUCCUCUUGAAGACUUUUCUUGCCAAAAAAUGUCCAAAUGUAUAAAAAAAAAUGAUAGUCUGAUGUCAAAAUGUUUGGAGAAUAAGGUGGGUGGGGAAGAAUUUCAUUUGAAUAUUUUCAUUUUUCUGACAAAUAAUUAAAGAACUACAGACUGCCAAAUGAUGCUUCUUAUCUCUCUCACUGAGUUCAUGUGGUACUCAUUGUCAAGUUUCUUAACUUUCCUUAACAUGUUUAUUCAACCAUUUCUCGACAUCUAAUGUCCAGUAUGUUCAACCUUUCCGCAAUUUCCUAAACAGUCAGAUAAUCUUCAAUUCUGAUUUUUGAGAUCUGUAUUUCCAGAAUGAAAUUUUUUGAACCAAUGCCUUGUGACCUGCUUACUCAUAGAACCUUCACCAAAAGUUUUAUUGGUAUUUCAGGUUGCUUCAGCUACAUUAUGUUCUUACUCAUAAAAGAAAAUUAUUCAAUUUGCUUUUUCCACACCAUCAGAAAAAGUACUCUUAAACUUGUGGAACUCACAAUAUAAAUGAGAUUACCUGUUUAAAUUCACAUAUUAUGUGUGUGCUGUUCCAAUUGCAAACAUACAGCACUGUUCACAUGGAAAAGUUGAACUACAAGGUCAGAAAGUUUAAAUUUUAAAAAACUGCCAUUUCAUUUGCAAUGAUCUAAUAGUUUAUAAUUUGUAGUUUUGUUAGCUAACAUUCAUUAUAAUUAAUAACUUAUACUUUCAAUAUACUUAUGACUUCUAAUGAGAAUGUUAGGAAAAUCACUUUUAAAAAUUCUGAAUUUUUUUAAUAAAUCAAGAAUUUAUAUAAAUUAGUAAACCAUAUUUAAAUUUUCCAUUUUAUUUUUAAUCCAGGUGUAUUCAAUAGUGUAAUGAAUCAAAGUGCUUACAUUCACUUAGGGAAAAUAAUUGUUUCUACAUGAAAGAAACUAGUUCAAAAAAUAGUUUGGAACAAUGCAUAAUAGAAUAUACUCAUAGAACUAACUGACCAACAUCAUUACUAUCUCCAAUUCAUUUGUCUUGCCAAAUGAUGACCUCUGUCAUGAUCUUCCAUUUACCUCUAUUCUCAGUAUAAAAGAACAUAAGAUGUACAAGAUUGUGAACUACAAUGUGCAUCUACGCAAUAUAUAUAGGGGAAAAAGUCCUUGUGUUAUUAGAUGGCAGUAGUCAGAAAAAUCUGGGACAUCUAGCAGCUCAUAUGGAAAGAUUGUCAGAAAAUCAAAACAGCGGAUCAUCGUUAACUUCACAAAAUAAUGAUAAAACUCCAGCGUCGUCUGCAACAGUCGUUGUUACACCAGGAAAUGGUCAGACAGAGAUAAGAACAUCAUCUGCAACAGGAAGAACAAAUGGAACUGUACUCUUCACUUCUCCUACAAACAUUAAACAUGUGGUAACAUCAUCAUCACCUACAACUCAGGCAAUAGCAGUACCCCAGACUGGUGGGUCUGUGUCCAUAGUACACGUUGCCAUACCUAGUCAACCAGUACAGUCAGUCAUACAGCCUAGUCCUAACCAGCACUCGGUCAUACAGGCACCCAGUGGUACCACCGUACAAUCUGUACAGUUAUCAAAGAAUGUCAUACUUUUGAACAAAAUUGGAGGACAAGGAUCUGUAAUUCAAAGUACAGAAGGAGAAAAUAAUGUACAUCCUGUUCAACUCAUACAGACAACUAAAGAAGAUAACGAUAGUGAUGGAAUUGUAGCUUCUUACAUUUCAUCGGAAGAAUCAAGAAAACGUAGAGAAAUCCUUGCAAGGCGACCAUCAUAUCGAAAGAUACUGAGUGAACUAUCAUCUGCAGAGACACAAGGUGCAGUUGCAAGUUUAACAAAUGAUGUUAAAGAAGAGACGACGACGACUAGUGGCUCUGAAACAUCAAGCCAGGAAUCUGACACUGGAAACACAAUAGUUGUCGGUAAUACUCGAUAUCAUACAGCAGCAGGUUUACUGAAAGUGGUUCCAGCAUCGGCAAUACAAUUAUCAACUGGGACUCAAGAAGGUGGUCUGAGCAACCUUCAGACACUUAAUCUUCAAACUAUGACUAAUUCUACAUCAGGGACCACAGGAACAAUCGUCCAGUAUGCCGCUCAGGGUCAAGAUGGACAGUUUUUUGUUCCAGUUACAGUAUCUGCUGCCGAUCUUCAAGCAUAUCAAAUAAGAACAGGGUCGACUGCCUCAGGUCUGCCACAGGGUGUUGUCAUGUCAUCAUCUUCAAACAUCCAGAGCCAGCACCAAAUAGCAGAAGAGGCAUCUAGAAAACGAGAGUUGCGGUUAUUAAAAAAUAGGGAAGCUGCUAAAGAGUGCAGAAGGAAGAAGAAAGAAUAUAUAAAAUGUUUAGAGAAUCGCGUGGCCGUUCUGGAAAACCAGAACAAGGCUCUCAUCGACGAGUUGAAAUCAUUAAAAGAACUAUAUUGUCAGAAAACCGAUUGAACUUGAACGUCAAGCAACUUGUACUUUUUGCACGAGAA
This is a messenger RNA of Centruroides sculpturatus (bark scorpion), 4188 nucleotides long. Its product is annotated as cyclic AMP-dependent transcription factor ATF-1-like. Gene Ontology annotation, biological process: regulation of transcription by RNA polymerase II. The record is from RefSeq and is a predicted model, not a curated record. The transcript is spliced from 8 exons. Gene Ontology annotation, molecular function: protein binding; DNA-binding transcription factor activity, RNA polymerase II-specific; RNA polymerase II cis-regulatory region sequence-specific DNA binding. Gene Ontology annotation, cellular component: transcription regulator complex; nucleus. The coding region runs from base 2831 to 4150 and encodes 439 amino acids. NCBI's taxonomy places the organism in Eukaryota, Metazoa, Arthropoda, Arachnida, Scorpiones, Buthidae.